AUGGAGAAAUACAAACUGUUUUUAAAUGAAAUCAAAGAAGAAAAUAUAAAGAUUGGGAAAAAGAUAAUAUUUGUAAAUAAUAGAACAAAAUAUAAACAGACAAAUGGAAUAAAAAUCGAAUACAAUAAAUAUUUUAUAGAUAGUUAUGAAAAGGAGAAAGAGAAAAAUGUGUAUAAAUAUUAUAAACACAAAAUAUUAAAUAGUAAAAAAAAAAAAUUAUAUUUAAACAAUGAUUUUCCAUAUUUUGAAAUAUAUAAAAAUACAAAUGAUGCAUUUAAAAAUAAUUUAGAAGGAUAUAAUAUUUUAAAAUUGUUGAAUAAUUAUAAUGAAUUACAAUUAUUUGAUUUGUCUUCCAAAAAUGAAUUAAAAAAUAUAAAUUAUUUAUAUAAACAUUUUAUAGAAAUAAUAAUAAAAAAAAGAGACCUAUACAAUAUUAACAACAUAUUAAUAUUAACACAAAAUAUAAAAAAGCUUAAUUAUUAUAAUCCAUAUUUUUGUAAAUUAAUAUGUAGAGAAAUAUGUUUAGAUAUUUAUAAAAUAAAAAGUCUAGAUAAAAUAACAGGAUUUAUAGAUUUUUUAAUGCAUUUUAAUAUAUUCAAUUUUUAUUACUUAAAUAAAAUUUAUAAAUAUAUUAUAUAUUUAAUAUUGGAUAGUAACAAAUUGAAACUCAAUACAAAUAAUAUAAUAAAUCGAAACUGUUUGAAAGACACAAAUAUAGAAAUAAUUGUAGAACAAAAUGAAGAUGUCAUAGAACAAACAUCAAAUAAUGACAAAACAGAUAAUGAGUUUUUACUUAUUGAGCCUAAUGAUAUAAUUAUUCUAUCUAAAUCAUUUUGCAAAUAUAAAUAUUUUGAUAUAGAUUUAUUAAUAUUAAAAUUAUAUGUGUGUAAUCAUAAUAAAUACCCCAAUUUAAGACAACCAAAUGUAUUAUAUUACUUAUCAAAAUUAUGUAAUCAUUAUAUUUUUAUAAAUAAAAAUUACACAUCACAUUUGUUGUCAAAUAUUUGUAAGCAUGUUAUAAAUGAUAAUAAUAAUUAUUCCAAUUUAAAUGAUAGAAUUUUACUAUUAAAAGGUUUUUAUAAUAUUUGUAAAUUUUAUAAAAAUACCCUCGAUUUUAGCAUGUACAAUAUUAUUAUUAACAAUUUAAAUAGUUCAAAUAAAAAUGAGCUUUUAAAAGACAAUUCAAGCACUCAAGAAUGGGAAGAGACACCGAAUUAUAUCUUAUCAGUAAACAAAAAAAAGUACAAAAAACAAAACAGCAAUCCAAAUGAAAUUAACAAGAAUGAAACAGCCAUGUCGAAAAAUAUGGAAGAAAAUGAGGUAUAUAAUUCUGUACAAAAUGAAAGUUGUAAUAGUAAGCUCUCUUCUUUAAUUAGUCCCAUACAAUUAUAUUCAUUUUAUGGGGAUACUGAUAUAAAUUUAAAAAAGCAUAAAAUAAAUUGUGGUGAUACCGUUUUGGGCAAUUUAAAAAAUAUAGAUAGACAACAUUUGGUAGACAAUACAGUAUAUACUAUAUUUGACAAAAUUAAAUAUAUUACAUUAUUUAUUGAGUUAAAAAUAUUGUCUAUAUUCCCUUUUAAGAAAAAAAAUAUAGCUGAAAUAAGUUUUUUAAAAAGAAAAAAUUUUGAAAGAGAUAGUGAUAAAAAUAUUUAUAAAUAUAUUUCACAAAAUAUAAGUAAAAAACAAAGUGAUUAUAUAGAACAUAUACUAAAAAUAAAUAAAGAAGAAGAAAAAGAAUUUGAUGAUUCAAAUAUGGAUUUUUUAUUUUAUUUAAAUUAUAAAAAUUUUAAAAAUGAUAAACAAUAUUUAGGAGAGUCAAAAAGAGAGGAGAAUGAAAAUGAGAAGGCAGUAAAAACAUAUGAUGUUACUUCAGAAGAUAUUGAUAAUUAUAUAAAAAAUAAAAAAAAUAUUCAAUUUAAUUUAAAUGAUGAUACUUAUUAUUCUCAUAUAUUUUCUCAUUUAUCUUCUAUACAGAUUAGUAAAAUAGAAGAAGAAAUAAUAGAAAAAUGUCUUAAUGAUUUACUUUCUUUUAAAAGAUAUCUGCAAAUUUUUGAUGUGAAUGACAUUGCUGAGUUGUUCUAUUGUGUAACUGUCUUUCAGAUUAUUCAGGGCUCCCAAUCAGGUACAAUAGUAAAAAACAAAUACGGAUAUUCCAGAAUAAAAAACAAAAAUCAAAACGAGGAACUAUAUAGAACAUUGUCCGAUAUUAUAAUUAAGAAAGUUAUUAACAUGAAGGAAGAAAAUUUAUACAAAGUAAUUUUAUCCUGUGCAAACACUGCUUAUUCGGACGUUUACUUGAAUCAUUUUUUAAAAAAUUUUAAUAGACAUAUAAAAUUUAGUAAGAUGAGAAAAUAUAUAAAUUGUUAA
Plasmodium vinckei vinckei is the source of this 2367-nucleotide messenger RNA. RefSeq names its product conserved Plasmodium protein, unknown function. Lineage: Eukaryota; Apicomplexa; Aconoidasida; Haemosporida; Plasmodiidae. The record is from RefSeq and is a predicted model, not a curated record. The transcript is spliced from 4 exons. Bases 1 to 2367 code for a protein of 788 amino acids.